Raphanus sativus (radish) is the source of this 1471-nucleotide messenger RNA. RefSeq lists its product as uncharacterized. NCBI's taxonomy places the organism in Eukaryota, Viridiplantae, Streptophyta, Magnoliopsida, Brassicales, Brassicaceae. The record is from RefSeq and is a predicted model, not a curated record. The coding region runs from base 122 to 1291 and encodes 389 amino acids. The transcript is spliced from 3 exons.
ACGGGCCAUAUCAGUAAAACAAUUUGAUUUGUCAGAGAACUUCAAUGGGCUUCAUCAUCCUCACUCGCGUAAACGGUCGUUGACGCUGGCGGUUAACGGCGGCGUAAAACAGAUCGGGCUAAUGAUGAUGCUCCGCUCCCUUUUCUCCCUCUUACUCUCUCUCUUAAUCCAAGCCCUUGCUCUAGCCAUAGCUCUGGAUCCUUCCCAACCGGACGAAUCCAACAUCACCACAACGCCAAUUCUACAGGAUGUGUUGAAGGAGAUAUCAACGAAACAGAAGUGGAAUCUGGAGGAAGUUAGGUUUACGAAACUGGAAGUCAAGAAGCUCCGUGUAGGUACGGGUCGGAGCUUUGAGAUCCGGAUCCGGUUAGGGAAGAGCAGAUUCGUUUUCGUAAUCCCGGACGAAGUAACCGAUUGGAGAAGAAGCGACGUGGAGUUGGAUGAGGUAGUCAAGGAAGUUAAUUCGAGUAAGGUUCUUGAUCCGAUCGUGUUGAAAGGUCCACUUGAGCUACGAGUUGAUGGCGACGAUGACCGUCUCUCCCUUGCCUUGCCGAUGAACAUCUCACACAUUGGUUUAAAACGAGUCCUUGUCAGCGAGGGAAUCUCAGUAGAGAUAAAGGAAGCUCAGGAAGUUUCUCUUUUCCACUCUUCCAGUCGAAGGUUCGCUGCUACUGUAGAUAUUAGAGAAGGAAGUUGUUCAUGGUCAUCUCUAGGCCCUGUGUGUGUGCCAUUGCCUCCCAUACUAAUCAUAGGAUCAGCUUCACUGGUUGCUUUUAGGAAUCCAGAAACAGAUUCACAAAUCAAGACUUCUUAUUUAUCCGCUGAGACAAUCUUUUUACUUCCAGAAAAGUGUUAUGAUAAAGCUCACACGUAUAAGCAGCAUUAUCUCCCUAGGGAUCUUCUUGGCUUGAAGAUUGACAAGUUGGAAAAAGCUCUGAGCUCUUUAAGGAGCAAUGGAACUGCGCAAACGGUAAGCUCUGUGACAGCUAAACUAAAAGCGUCAGGCAUGGUGCGGUUUCAGUUAGAGAUCGGGAGAAGAAUUGGGAGCAACGAGAGUGAAACAAGUAAAAGAGCAGAGUGGAGAACUAAACCGAAGAUCGAACGUGUUUGGUUUGAAAUAAAGGCAAAAGUUGAAGGCGAUAAGUUGAAAGCAGUAGGGAUGAGAAAAGUAGUGCCCUUCAUUGAAGUGGAUACUGAGGCAUGGAGCAGUAUGAUGUCUAACAUGUCAUUCACUAAGUUCCCAUCAAUACUUGGUCCUCAAGAAGCUUUAACACUCGACGUCAAGUGGUAAUAGGCGCACAACAACACUUUGUAAGUAAAAAUAUCAAACAAAGGUCUUCAAUACCUUUUGUUUUUGUCUUUGUUUGAUAAUAUUCUCUAAACACAGAGUUACAAUCAUUUUCAUGCACUGUAUUUACUCUUCCUUGUAUGUAUAGACUUGUUAGCUAUAAAAUAAUAUUUAUCACGAAAA